AUGUAAUAUAUAAAAACUUAAUCGAUAUUAUUCCUCUAUGGAUUAUUUGAUAGCAUCUAAUUCAUGAAGGGACUCAGAAGAUAUGCUUUUGAUAAAUAAGACAAAUAUUGCAUUGAAAUCUAAAAAUAUUUAAAGCAAGCAAUAUAAUUUGCUGCCAAAAAAUUGGCUACCAUUAUUUUUAUAGACUUCAUCGUAUAUUUGUUGUCUCUAUUAUCAAUUCCAAAGCUAUUCUUAAUGUUGAUUCAAAUCAUAUCAGUUGUCUUCUACCUUGAAAACAAUAUUCGGUAAUUGGUAUAUGUAGGCAAAAUUACAUAAACAGCAAUUUAAUAUGAGACAAAUGUGAAACAGAAUAGGCAGUUUUUGAUUUACAACUUAAAAAGAGACAAUAAUGUAGGAUUCUCCACUCUAAUUGAUUAAGUUAAAUUAACAUUGUAGGCUUUACUUUUCAGCUUUUUAUUAUUGCUUCAAACAUCACUAUUUGACAUCUUGGUUAUAAUUCUACCAGAAAAUACAUUAAUAUAAUUGAUAAUCAAACAUUUAGAUUAUUUACUUUAUGCGGUCUUUAUAACAACAGGUUAUUUAUCUUUAAAGAUUCCCUAUCAGGAUCACUUGCCUUAUUAUCUACAUACAUAUAUAGGUUAUUUAAUAGGUUAUUCUGUGAUUUUGUCAUACUUUUUGAAUGUUUACUUUAGUUUUCCAAAAUUAGGUAUAGUUUUCUCUAUUUUGUCUCCAAUAUGUUUGUUGAGGGAAUUUUAGAUUGACGCUCCUUUGAUAACAGAGAUAGAAGAGAAAUCAUUCCGCGAAAAUUUGGGAAUUUUGAUAAAGAACUUUUUAGGAGAGGAAGUGAUAUCGAGGACAUCAUAUGAACACCAUUUGAAAAUGGCAGAAAAUGAUAAAGAAUACAAACUAAAGUUAAGAAAAACAAUUGGUUGGUUUACACUAGCGAGAGGAUUAAGACCAUACGUUAUUAAUCCAUUGAAUAAAGCAAUUAUAAUUUUUAUGAAGACUUACAAUUCUUUGAUAGGAGUUGUGUGA
Paramecium tetraurelia is the source of this 1035-nucleotide messenger RNA. RefSeq lists its product as uncharacterized. The transcript is spliced from 2 exons. The record is from RefSeq and is a predicted model, not a curated record. NCBI's taxonomy places the organism in Eukaryota, Ciliophora, Oligohymenophorea, Peniculida, Parameciidae.